Molecule: messenger RNA, 1182 nt
Organism: Danio rerio (zebrafish)
Lineage: Eukaryota; Metazoa; Chordata; Actinopteri; Cypriniformes; Danionidae
Source: RefSeq, a predicted model, not a curated record
GCCCUAAGUGUCCAGAAAAGCACUAAAUGAAUGUAAGGCAUUAUUAUAGUAGCUUAUAUAAGUAGAGAGGUCAUAAAUCUUGAUGUCAAAUAUUGAGAAGCUUUUUGUUUGUUAUUUUUACUUCUGUAUUAUCUGAGUUUAAAGUUUAAAUGCAAUAUAUAAAAAAUGAUCCAUGCACUAAUUUGAGAUGUUUAUGUGGCGUUGUAGUUUUAAGCUGGCUCCUGAUGAGGUAGAGGAGGUGUUCAGUGUAGCGCAACAGCGGCUGGUGGACCAAACGUCUGCUCUUCUUGAGCUGGCAGCUGACACCUGGAUCCUGACGGGACGCCGACCGUUCCCUCUCUUCUUAGCUGCGGUUUAUGUGGCCUGGCAGUCGCUAAAUCCUUUGGCCCGAAUGAAAUACUCCUUAAUGAAGUUCUGCAAGAUUGCCAAAGCUCCAGAGCAGCUGUGGUGCAAAAGCAAAGAUACGAUAAACAAGCGACUGAACGAGCUGCUGGAAGUGCUGUGUAAACUAGGCCGAGAGCUGCCCUGGGUCAGGCCUACAGACAUCCAGAUGAACACUGUAACCACGCUGGUGGAGGACAUCCUGAAGCACCGCAAAGCACUGCUUAUACUGGCUGUAAAACACUACGAGAAACAACUGGAAGAGACUCAAACAUCACAAUACUCAGAAAGUGAGCUGUCAGAUUCAAAGAGCUCUGUGCAGACCCAAUGUAAAAGUCCUCCUGAUGAAGAAGAUGAGGGUUGUGAGCUGCCUCCGGAUCAUUGGGGUAAAAGGCACUUGUUUUUGCCGCCCUGCGUGAGGAGUCAGAAGAGGCUCAAGAUAAACGAAGCGCCGCUGGAGGUCACCGGAGAUGAAGACAUUUCAGACAGUGAAAUCGAGUCGUACAUUCGCUCAGAGGAGGAGAUUAAGCUGUUUGCGAAAGCUCGUAAAAAGAUUUGUAAGUACUAAUCAGCGCUGAUUUCUUGUUACAAUCAGGUUUUUGUUAUGUGAUUUAUAUUUUUUGUUACUUGGAAUAGUUCGGUUGUAAAUUUGAAAGUUUUUUUUUUGUAAAUAAAAAGAUUUUGUUGUUAAAAUAUUUUUGUUAAUAAAGAGUUUCUGGCUGAAUCGAUUCUCUGGUAUUUCUGAGGUUGCACUUUACAAUUAGGUCCCAUUAGAUAAUGCAUUAACUAAUAAUUUACAAU